CCCCACGUUGUUUGGUUCAAUGUUUUGAAGGGUGGGGAUGCGUGGCUUUUCUCUAUUCUGUAUAUUCUAGGAAAAUUCAUUGAAUAUUCUGUUGUGGUGAUAAUGCCUAGUGUUCAGCGUGAUGUACUCGCUUUAAUAAAAUUCCAAGCUGAAGGAGACAACCAGGAGACGAUCUGCAUCUUUAGUCGAGUCUUUGCAAGGAAUAGUCCGAUACAGAAAGACAAAUUUGGUAUAGAAAGUAGCGAUUCAGAUGAGGAAUUGGACAGCUUGCAAGAUCAAUCCUUUGUCGUUUCAGACGAGGAGGACUCUGAAGAAUACACCAGGAAAAACUCCGUCAUAAAUAUCAGCAAAUUAGACACCAACGUACAUUUUCCCCCGUAUCUAAGUCAUGGUGAUUUUGAACACAAAUCUUUAGCCACUGGAUUGUUUGCGAAGAGCGAUAACGAUCAUGAAAAUUCGAGCUGCUAUCACACAGCAUCUCAUACGGACAACUUUUCAACUGAUGAACACGAUAGCAUAAAAGACAGUCAAAACGUUGUGACUCAGUUCAAAGGGUUACAUGUGACGGAUAGUGGGGCCGAUCUACCGGAACUUGCACAUGAUGUCGAGUACUUUAAUGAACUGGACACCAAAUGGCAAACAUUUUGGACAGAAAAUGGAGAAAAACUGAUCUGGAAUGCGUGGAUAACUAAAUACAGUGCAUUUAUCAACCCCAACUACGUGUCUCAAAACAUCGAAAAAGAGUCAGGAAAUCAACUUGGAACAACCAAUAGUAAUGACCAUCCGACGACUUGUUUGGAGUCAUCCCGUUUUAGUUUCGACGAAAACCUGAUCAAAACCUCGUCGGACUCUCAGUUGAAACAACAACAAGCGGAAAAUUCCACAAAAAAAUUACCACUUUCCCGUUUUUUAUCCACAAGCGAAGAGAAAAUAUCGACCGAUGUAUCAGAAGGAUGGAAUCCACUGUCUCCUGUGAGCAUUGAUUGUGAGACGGAAGCAGAGCGCCUGCUGAGCUCACGGUGCGGCUCACGAACAAGUGGCCGUUCGUUUAGAACAGUUGAUUCUAUGACCAAUGUAACUCGUAUAUCCGUCAGUUCAUUAGACUUGGGAAGCAGCCAGAGCAGCGACAGUAUUUCGUCUGUGAGCUCGGUUAGUAGCUCGGAGGGUUCAGAUGUUGCCGAAGAAGAUUAUCAGGAGCAGUGGAAUAAUCUUUGGAAGGAAAACUACGAGAAAGAAUACAUUUUCCAGUAUAAUAAAUUUAUUGCCGAUAAUCAAGAGACUGACGAUCAUGUGGAUAUUUUAAAAGACAUCCUCGAGGUGAAAGAGUUUGAUAAUGUUACAGUAGCUAGUUCUGAAACUCUCAUUUGCGACGAUUUUCGGUUCAAUGAGCAAUGCGACAAAAGACAACAUCUUUUCGAAGUGGAUUCAUUGAGUGAAGUGAAGAGCGAUACUGAACUUUUUAAAAGUCCUUCGCCGCUGACCGUGGAUCAUUCUUUAAGUGACUACAAGCGCGGAUUCUCAAUCAUUAGGAAAUUUCGAGAUAGAGCGGCCUCAUUAAACACUGACGUUUCAGACUCUGAAGUUGGAUCACCAAUUCAUUUGAGCGACUUAAAAGGAAGGAGCUUGAGGACGUUAGGAAUGGAGGAGAAAUGUGCAGACGUCGCUGACCAAACGGAAUAUUUAAGCAACGAGGAAAAAGAAGUUAGUUUCUAUAUAGAAGAAACAGAGGAUUUAGCGAUGAUGGCCAAUAUGGGCUUACCCACAUCAUUCGGGAGGACUUUACCCGGAAAAAACGAGUCAAGCAACGCACCCAUUGGAAAACCGAGCAAAAUCAGAGGAACCCAACACGUGAAGGCUGCCUUAAACUUAUUGGGUGUGGAGUUUAAUGCGGAGGAGCUAGACAAAACCUUGUCCGGUAAAGUCGAGUAUAAGAUGAAGCAUAUUCGCCAUCAAAAUAAACGACUUCAGUUCACCAACACGAGGAAACACAUUCGAUUUGAUGAAGAUACUUUCGCUCCCUGCCUGGGAUGUUCGGAUAAUUUAGCACAAGAGCAGAUGAGUGGAUCAAAGAGCAGUGAAGACCUUAAGGAUGGAGAAGUUGAUUCGUUUGAUAAAUAUGAAGAUCAGCAAACGGGGACUUCUGCAGGUGCAGAGUUGACAGAACAGAAAGACUAUAUUUUUGAAGAUUACAAACAGGAAAAAUCUAAAUCAGGAAAACGCAGGAAGCGAAAGUCCAAAAUCAAGUAUCCACCAGAAUUGGAAGCAAAUAAAAAAUUGAGAAAAUUCUGGCCGCGGAGAUAUUCGCUCUUUAGAAAGUUUGACGAUGGGAUUAAAUUAGACGAAGAGAGCUGGUACUCAGUUACGCCUGAACUUGUGGCAAAACAUGCCGCAGAGAAAUGUGCGUGCGACGUCAUAGUAGAUGCCUUUUGUGGAGCGGGAGGCAAUUCCAUUCAGUUUGCUUUAACUUGUAGCCGAGUGAUAGCCGUUGAUGUAGAUCCGAAAAAAAUAGAGUUGGCAAAGAAUAACGCUGAAGUAUACGGUGUUUCGGAUAAAAUCGACUUUAUUAUUGGCGACUUCUUUUCUCUAGCCGAUACAUUAAAGGCGGACGCAGUAUUUUUAAGUCCUCCCUGGGGCGGUAUAGCGUAUGCGAAGCAGGCAGUUUACGAUUUGGAAAGUAUGUUGCAACCGGUCGGAUUUUCCAGUUUGUACGCCGCGGCAGCGAAAAUAUCGAAAAAUAUAAUUGCGUUUUUGCCAAGAAACAGCAAUACUGCUACGCUCAUUAAGAUGGCCGGACCAGGAGGCAAAGUGGAAAUAGAACAAGAUUUCAUAAAUAACAAGCAAAUUUCCAUAACAGCGUACUUCAAUGAUCUAAUAAGGGACUCGUGAAUAAGCAAUAUUCUUCCUAUAGCCGUAGGUUAGUAGCUAAGUUAAAAUACUUUAUUUUUAAUACUGUGUUACUGUUCCGUUCAGUUUUAAUGAAAAUAUGUAUCGGCUUUCGCCUUUAAUAAUUUUUUUUAUAUUAAAGUACUGAAGGAAAAUUUUGCUACGCAUCGUUUAUUUUCCGAAAUAUGGAACAUUAUUGAAACGUAAAAAUACACAGAUACCUUGAAACACA
This is a messenger RNA of Dendroctonus ponderosae (mountain pine beetle), 3115 nucleotides long. RefSeq names its product trimethylguanosine synthase (gene Tgs1). The transcript has 12 exons. Gene Ontology annotation, molecular function: RNA cap trimethylguanosine synthase activity. The record is from RefSeq and is a predicted model, not a curated record. Bases 103 to 2886 code for a protein of 927 amino acids. Gene Ontology annotation, biological process: 7-methylguanosine RNA capping; 7-methylguanosine cap hypermethylation. Gene Ontology annotation, cellular component: nucleus. NCBI's taxonomy places the organism in Eukaryota, Metazoa, Arthropoda, Insecta, Coleoptera, Curculionidae.